AUGGAUUCACCAAACAGCUUAAUUCUCCUGUUUAGCCUGGUUUUGGCUUUCAACCUCCUCUCCCAUGUUGAUGCUGCUCGCCAACUUGGAAUGCCAACACCAGUAGUUGUGGAAGACAAUCAUCAUCUAUUAAACAAAGAAAAGGAGGUGGUGAUGAUCAAGGCAGCUGCAAGGGAGAACAUUAAUGGUACUGAUCAUGAUGAGAUGAAGAACUUGCCAACUAAUUUGAACAUCCCAUUUGUACCUCCACUGCCUGAUACUAGUACUAUUCCUCUCCCACAAUUCCCUCCCUUUCCAUUUCCACCCCCAAUUCCUCAAAUCCCUGGAAUUCCUCCACUUCCUGCUUAUACAAUCCCUGUGCUCCCUCCUUUCCCUCCUUUCUACAUUCCCAACAUUCCUUUCCUCAAUAUUCCUCCUCCUGCAUGA
Rhododendron vialii is the source of this 426-nucleotide messenger RNA. RefSeq lists its product as uncharacterized. The record is from RefSeq and is a predicted model, not a curated record. Bases 1 to 426 code for a protein of 141 amino acids. The transcript has a single exon. NCBI's taxonomy places the organism in Eukaryota, Viridiplantae, Streptophyta, Magnoliopsida, Ericales, Ericaceae.